This is a messenger RNA of Trichomonas vaginalis G3, 590 nucleotides long. RefSeq names its product organellar and viral DNA polymerase type B. The transcript has a single exon. The annotation marks the transcript as partial. The record is from RefSeq and is a predicted model, not a curated record. NCBI's taxonomy places the organism in Eukaryota, Parabasalia, Trichomonadida, Trichomonadidae.
UUUUUUCAAAAAAUAUUUUUUUAUUUCCUACUAAAGAUGUAUCGGAAGUUGUCUAAGUUAGAACACUCGAAAAUAAAACAACUUCUUACAGAAGCUAAUAUAGAUGUUGCAAAGCAUUACGCAACAAACAAAAAAGCACUCGCUGACAUCCUCAAUGACUAUAAUGGUGCAAUAAGUUAUGAUAGAAUUCAUGAGUUCAUAAAGCCGCAACGCGGCGAGGACGAAGUCCAUGCAAGAGCAUUUCCUUUAAAUGACGUUGCUAUUGACUUAUAUCAUAGACGUUCAGUACCUCAUGAAGUAAGAAGAGAAAUGUUUGACAUAACAAAUGCAAACGUUGGUGAAACAAGAAGAAGAGACGACACACUGAAACAACAGAGAAGAGAGAUGUUUAAGAGCGCUAUAGAACAAGUUCGCAAAGCUAACGAUGUCAUUCGUUCCAUUGACGACAAACCAAAAGAAGGUGAGAGAUGGUUAAAGAAAGAUGAAGAGAAUAGGAAGAGGAAUGUGAAGACAGGCAAUAGACUCAUUGACUUUAACAUCGAAGCUUUAGAUGAACCAAACAGAGACUACUUACACAAACAUUUCGGUAA